AUGGUGUCAACAUGUUUUCAUGCACAACAAAACUUGCAACUUCAACUCGUGGUUACAGUUGGAAAAUGCUUCAGGGAAAUUUACAACCAAAAGAUUCUUACAAAGUUGCAAGGGAAAUUAAAUACUAAGUUCUGUUACGUGCAAGAUCUUUCUUUUCAAGAUUCAGACAUCUGUUUACAUCAUUCUACACAAGAUUUACAAACGAGCUUCUUUCUUGCAUUAAAUUAA
Messenger RNA from Clunio marinus, 228 nucleotides. NCBI's taxonomy places the organism in Eukaryota, Metazoa, Arthropoda, Insecta, Diptera, Chironomidae. The record is from the annotation of a GenBank genome assembly.